CAGACUCAGACAACGAGGAAACAGCACAACACGUAGACGCGACGCGGUCAACACAUUACUUCCUGACCACCAUGAAGCCCAUAUACCAGAGACUGAAUCUAUUUAUUGACGGGCAGGAUGCCUACACCUUUGUCCCCGUGGAACCCAUUGGAGCGCAGUCUCUCACCAUUCACAGGGCAACUGGUGAUAUAGUACUCAAUGCCCCGAACACACCUGUCCCUUUUACCGCCUCGAGAUACGUCAAGACAAUAUACGGGAUCUUAGGGAUGAUUUCACUGGCUCUUUCGGAGUAUGUGAUUGUAAUGACAGGUCGUGAACACCGUGCACGCCUCAUGGGUCACGACAUAUACCGCGCGGCUGACUUUGACAUCCUGCCUCUAAAUCCAAAUGUCUCUGUCCAGAAUCCGGCGCACCCCGUAGAGGGACACUUGUUGGGAUUAGUUCGGUCGCAUCUCCUCGGUGGACACUUCUUAUUCAGCUACGGCUGGGACUUGUCGAGGAGACUCCAAGUACAAUGGCAAGACCGGGACAACGAAGAGAGAAAGGCCUUAUGGGAGGUGACUGACGACAGGUUUUUCUGGAACAAAUUUUUGCAGUCUAGACUCACAGACACAGACAUCGCACAUGAUCUCAGUCCUUACAUUCUCCCAAUUAUCUAUGGCACGUUCGACAUGCGCACUGUAUAUAUCCAUGGACACCGCAUUCAGCUUUGCCUCAUCAGUCGACGGUCGCGCUAUCGCGCAGGCACAAGGUACUUCCGUCGUGGCAUCGACCAUGAAGGCCACGUUGCCAACUUUAACGAGACCGAGCAAAUUCUCCUAAUCGACGAGAAAGCUGCGGGGCGCUUGUCACUUGCGGAGAAUCUAACGCAUAAACUGAGCUUUACUCAGAUUAGAGGCAGCGUGCCGGUCUUCUGGGCCGAGGUCAACACUCUCAGAUAUAGGCCUGAUUUGCAGGUCAUGGAUCUUCAGGAGACGGUUGACAUGAUCAAGCUCCACCUUCGGGAGCAAGUUUCACAAUAUGGCAGUCAGAGUCUCGUCAACCUAGUGAAUCAAAAGGGUUACGAGCAACCGGUAAAGGAUGCCUACGAACACGCCAUUUCCCAAGUUGAAAUCCCAGAAGUGAAGUAUCAAUACUUCGACUUCCACAACGAGUGUAAACACAUGCGAUGGGAUCGUAUCAGUGUUCUCAUCGAGAAGAUGCAGGAGGACCUCGUUCAGCAAGGAUACUUCCACCUCGACACGGCCCAGGAUAAGGCCGUGCAAAUCCAGACAGGCGUGAUGAGGACAAAUUGUAUGGAUAAUCUGGAUCGGACGAACAUAGUUCAAUCAUCUCUGGCAAAAUGGAUGCUUAAUCAACAAUUGAAAGCCACUGGCGUGCUGUCAGAUAAUGAGGAACUGGACGACUUUGAAGCAUUGAUCAGAGGUUUCCGCGAGAUGUGGGCCGAUCAUGCGGACUUAAUCUCGAAGGCAUAUGCAGGCUCUGGGGCACUCAAGACAGAUUUCACUCGUACAAAUAAGCGUACGACUAUAGGUAUUCUUCAAGAUGGAUACAAGAGCGUCAUGCGAUACAUCAAGAACAAUCAUUUCGACGGCGCUAGACAAGAUGGAUUUGACCUUGUUACUGGAGCUUGGACUCCUCAGAAGAAUCCAGUCACAGCUGUAUCCUUGAUAGCUGACACGCGACCAUUAAUUAUCCGAUCAAUUCCUUACAUAUUGUCGUUCGCGCUUUUCAUGAUCUGCGCCGGACUUACUCUGCCAAGGACAUCAGACUACUCGCUAUUGUAUUACUUCAUGCUGUGGUUCGUGAUCGCUUCAUUGGCUGUCAUGUUCAUGAUGGUGCAUGGCAUUGAGUAUGUCUCGUGGCCCCGGCUUAUCCCCCCUACGGAUAUCAUCAACUAUGAAGGACCAGGAUUUCGCUCAGCUCACAACGGGAAGGGUCUCACUGGUCCUCUAGCUCAGAAGCUGGAUCUUUCUGGUCAAUCGGAUGGCUUUGGGGCCAAGCUACUCUUAAACGGGCGUAAGAGAGCUUUGACGGUCAGUGGGAUGGAAGAGGGGACGAAGAAGAGAGUAGAUUGAGGCCCGUUACUGAGUUAUCACCACUUGUGAUUCAGGCUGAAAUUAUAUAUUUCCCCUUCUUCAUGCACAUUGCACACGUCCUCACCUCUUUCGAGGAAACUUCACGAUUUUAAUUGGCUGAUGGCCUCGAUCAUGUUGCCUGGAAAAUUUCCCAUUUUGGCGCCGCUAGACAGAAUCCAAACUCCGCUGUGGCGCGUCACGCUAGCUAGCAUAUGUCUGGAGCGUCAUCCUCCUGUGUCCUCUCCUCACUAUGUCUGGC
Messenger RNA from Suillus clintonianus, 2337 nucleotides. Its product is annotated as phosphoinositide polyphosphatase. NCBI's taxonomy places the organism in Eukaryota, Fungi, Basidiomycota, Agaricomycetes, Boletales, Suillaceae. The transcript is spliced from 15 exons. The coding region runs from base 72 to 2078 and encodes 668 amino acids. The record is from RefSeq and is a predicted model, not a curated record. Gene Ontology annotation, molecular function: phosphatidylinositol-4-phosphate phosphatase activity. Gene Ontology annotation, cellular component: endoplasmic reticulum. Gene Ontology annotation, biological process: phosphatidylinositol dephosphorylation.